UUUAAAAGUCGGCUGAUUUACUACCUCAAAACCCUAAACCUAGUUCUACGUUUGUAAACAUUCACAAUCCUAUUGUACUGCUAGUGUUACUACAUUUCCCAGUCUACUUGCUGAAAUUCCAUAUUUUUCUUCUCGUUUGAAUCCAAUUUGAGGAACCCAGAUCCGAGACGGCUUUGAUAGACGCGAAAAAAAAAUGGCGACUACUGAUGAUAUUGGUGUAAAUUUCUAGAAAAGAAGGUUCCACUGGUGGCAGAUCCAAUGAAACAUAUUGUGAAGAUUAUGGCAUUGCUGGUGGCUUUAUCAGCCGUCUGGAUUAGCCUGUUGCUGACAUCGGUAGUUCCAGAGAGCUAUGCUUGGUUGCUGCCUCUCUACUUCAUUGUAUCACUCGGAUGUUAUGGUUUGUCAAUGGUUGGGAUUGGUCUGAUGCAAUUCCCUUGUUGUCCACAGGAAGCAGUUCUGUUACAAAAGGAUAUUAUUCAAGCCAAAGAUUUCCUGAAGACAAGAGGGGUUGAUUUUGGUUCGAAUUGAACAACAGAUCUAUAAUAGUGGUUAUUAGAGAUCCGUAGUGAAAGUAUUUCCUUAACAGAGCAAUUCUUGAGAUGAUGAACUUUGGAUUCUAUUAAGACAACUUUGUCCUGAUUUUUUGCAUAACUAGUUCAAUGUUUGUGCAGUGUAGAAGCGCUAUGUAGUUGGGGUAGAAAAAAUUAUACUUCUAAUGGAACUGAUUCUUGAAUCAAUUGAGUUUCUUCUGUUUGAGUU
Molecule: messenger RNA, 759 nt
Organism: Olea europaea var. sylvestris
Lineage: Eukaryota; Viridiplantae; Streptophyta; Magnoliopsida; Lamiales; Oleaceae
Product: dolichol-phosphate mannose synthase subunit 3-like
Exons: 4
Coding region: 259-528 (89 amino acids)
Biological process (GO): GPI anchor biosynthetic process
Cellular component (GO): endoplasmic reticulum membrane; dolichol-phosphate-mannose synthase complex
Source: RefSeq, a predicted model, not a curated record